CUUCUCUCAACGCAUUACCUCUUCUCUUUAUCUAAUUUUUCACUGAAAACCUUCGCCCAAAAUGGUCCGGAAAUUCCCCAAGGUACCGAAGAAGCAAUACCCGGCACCGAAGCAAUUCAGAAAGCAAAUAUUUCUUCCCGAAUUCACCAUCGCACUCAUCCGUACGCCGUUCCUCCCACCUCGAUACGCCUCUUUCUACGUCCCUCUCCACUUCAACAAGCUCGAUCUGCGCGAUUACCUGCGCAACGUCUACGGUGUCAAUGUCCUCUCUGUCCGCAGCUAUGUGGAGCAACAAAAGAUCACUCGGGAGCGACCGCUCGCGAAACCAGGCUAUGGGAAACUGAGGAGACCGCAGUCGAAGAAGAGGAUGACUGUUGAGAUGAGGCAGCCGUUUGUAUGGCCUGAGGAGCCGAAGGAUUUCUCUGCAUGGGAACCCGAAUUCUUCUACGAAGGACGAAAAUACUCCGAAGAACAACAAGAUAAAGAGUCGCCCGAAGCUGCGCAGAAGCCGGACACAAAGCAACGUGAAGCGUUCAAGAAACAGGCCGACGCGCUGCAGGGGACUAACAAGCAGGCCUGGAAACCGACUUGGCAGGUGCUGGGUCUUAAUUAUGAUCGGACAUCGAUUAUCAAGGAUGCGUUCAAGGGAUCGUCGAGUUCUACGAGCAGCUCGUAGAUUUGUUUGCUUGUGUUACCUUUUCGUUCCCUCUUCUUCCGCACUGGUUACUUUUUUGCCCUGUUAUUUUGCGGAGAAUAGACAAGGGCUUUACUUGUUAUGGAUGUAUUCUUAUAUUACUAUCUAUGUUGUGAUAUUUACCAGAGUGGGCUUGGAAUUUGGGCAAGUUUUUGUAAAGAUAGUUCAAAUGUACAGUUUUCUUCACAA
This is a messenger RNA of Monascus purpureus, 883 nucleotides long. The record is from the annotation of a GenBank genome assembly. Lineage: Eukaryota; Fungi; Ascomycota; Eurotiomycetes; Eurotiales; Aspergillaceae.